AUCAUUUAGAUUUGCUACUUAAAAAUAAUAAAUAAAAAAUAGGUACACAUCAAAUCAAAGGUCGUGAAAACCUAGCCAAAGUUCAUUAACAAACCUAAAUAUCCGCAAGGAUCCCACAUACGCACUGUCGGACAACAGCUCUAUUCUAUGGUUAUAAUAUGUUACCGCCAAAGAUGCAUUACCUAAAUGCUACCGAUGACGCAAUUUCACGAAGCCGGGCUGAUGAGCAAACCAAUGCAGCGGCAGCUGUAUUCAAAUCUUGGGAGCUUCCUAUGCUUCCCAAGCACCCGACCAGACAUAAGACGGAGAAGAGUCCAACUGGAAACCGGUUGCCACCCAGCAAGCCAAUUACUCCACAUACCGUUGGCAAACAUUUGAAUUUCAACAGUAGCGAUUGUGGCAGUAGAUUCACUGCAACCAGCAACAUCCUGUCAAGCGAAUACCCACAAAGCAAAGCAAUAGGCGAGAAAUCUAAUUGGAAUAGUCAAGAUGCUGAUUUCAAUGGUUUUCCGGUUGGGCAUGUCUCAAACUUACUCUGGGACUAUUGCAAGGUGGAGGGUAAGGGUUUGGGGCCCAAACAAAAGUUGGCCAGCCUGCCGCUGGAUUCUCAGGAGAAUUUAAUUCUCAACGAUUUAAUCUACUGUUUGAGUGGCAUACGUGGCGAGUAUAUUGAGCCGCAGCCGCGGGAUCUGCAAGCCAAGGGCAUGGACAAGUACAAGACGCACUUCAGCGUAGAUAAGGAGCUGGAUAAAUCGCUGAAGGAAAUAGUGCAUGAAAUCUUGCCGCUGGCCUCACACUUUAUGGGCAUCCAGAGAGCAGUUGCGGCAACGGAGCAAAGUGGGCAGGUCAUCAAUGCGCUCAAUGCAGAACUGAUUCGAAUAAGAAAAGAUUUCUAUGUGCUGUUGGCGCAGGCUGAGGAGCAGCUGUCCGAUAAGGAGCUAACGCUUGCGAAGCUUCACUACUAUCUGCAACCGACCACUUGGCUUAUGGACGACAUCUUCAUCACCGUGUCGGAGAUACAGUUGCAACAUCUUCAAGGUGGUGCCGUUCUUUCGCAUCUCUGCGCUCGCAUCAAGCAGCUAGAGAGUGAUCAGAGCACCCGGAAUGCGUUCAUUGAGCUGGCCAGUAAAGCGGCUGUGCCGUAUAUGAAGAUGCUCAAGCUUUGGAUACAAAAGGGCGUUAUCGUGGACAGUAAGCGUGAGUUUCUCGUCGAAGACAACAAGAACAUACACCUGGCAGAGCUGUCUCCCGACGAAUACUGGGAGAAGCGUUACACACUGCGCUCCAAAUGUAUACCCACAUUCCUUGAGAUGCAAUCGGACAGAAUACUGCGCACUGGCAAGUACAUUCAGGUGAUCCGGCAGUGCGGUAAACAGGUGAUGAACACUAUGGUAUUCAAUUUGGAGUUCGAUCCAACCAACGACCAGCAUGUGCCUGUUAUCAAUGAUGCCUAUUUCUUUGCGGCACACACGCUCUAUGAUGUGCUGAUCAAUGAUCAUGAUCUAAUGGGACAUAUGCAGUCGAUUAAGCGUUAUCUGCUACUUAAUCAGGGUGACUUCAUCAUGCAGUUUAUGGAUGUCUGCGAGGAGGAGCUGUCAAAGAAUAUAGGAAGUGUGCAACCCUUGAAGCUGGAUAAUCUAUUGGGCCUCUCGCUUAGCCUGUCCUCGGCACGCAGUGAUCCCCACAAGAAUAAUCUGCAUUGUGGUUUGCUUCCCUUAGACUAUUUCACUCAAAUGUCACAGCUCAAUAAGCAGGAUCAAGAAGAACCCAGUGGCUUCCAGAGCUUUGUCUUUACCUACGAAGUGAACUGGCCCAUUUCGCUGGUUAUUAAUCGCACCGUUAUGACCCAAUACCAGAUGCUCUUCCGCCAGCUCUUUUAUUGCAAGCAUGUCGAACGCCAACUGUGCAAAAGCUGGAAGGAGUACUCGAUGAAAAUUACACCACAUGAAAGUUGUGUGCUUAUGGUGCGUCAGCGCAUGAUGAACACCAUCCAGGAUCUGGAGUACUACAUGAUGGUUGAGAUCAUUGAGCCCAAUUGGAAGAUCUUCAUUGAGAAGAUGAAGAAGAUACAGAAUCUGGAAAUGCUGCUCUCGCUGCAGUCGGAUUUUCUCUAUCUGUGCCUAAGGGACAAUAUGCUCGCCGAAUCGUCACAUUUCAAUCGUGCCGUUUUUAAGCUAUGUGAGAUCUGUCUCAAAUUCUGCAAAUUCAUUCAGUGCGAAAGCAAGCCGGAUGAGAUGAUUGCGUUUGGGGAACAGGUGAAAUGCUUUGAUGUGGAAUUUACAGAUACGCUUAUAACAUUCCUCAAACAAAUCAAAAAACUGUCCGGAAAUAAUAUCACCGAUCGUUGUAUGAACCUCUUACAUAGAAUCAAUUUCAAUGGGUUCUAUACCGACAAAAUCUUAAAUGAUUAUUAACAUGUAUGCAUAAAUACCACAAUAUGUGCAUACAUAU
Messenger RNA from Drosophila grimshawi, 2451 nucleotides. Its product is annotated as gamma-tubulin complex component 2 homolog. Gene Ontology annotation, cellular component: spindle pole; centrosome; equatorial microtubule organizing center. Gene Ontology annotation, molecular function: gamma-tubulin binding; microtubule minus-end binding. The coding region runs from base 159 to 2414 and encodes 751 amino acids. The record is from RefSeq and is a predicted model, not a curated record. Gene Ontology annotation, biological process: cytoplasmic microtubule organization; spindle assembly; microtubule nucleation. NCBI's taxonomy places the organism in Eukaryota, Metazoa, Arthropoda, Insecta, Diptera, Drosophilidae. The transcript is spliced from 2 exons.